AUGGAGGAGACAGACGCCGGACCUUCUCAGCUCAACUUCAUUCACGUCGGUACACCGGGACUUCAGCCUCCGUCGCCUUUCAACUUCACCAGCCCUGGGGAAUGGACAACAUGGAUAACGAGGUACGAAGAUUACGCCUUCGCGGCCGGUAUCAACACAGCCACCGACGAGGUGCAGGUGCGAACUCUUUUAUAUUGCAUGGGUUCCCAAGCACGUAGCGUCUUGUCGUCGCUAGGACUGUCUGCUCCGGAAAACCGCCCGUUUGCGGAAGUCAAGGCUAAGCUCACUUCGCAUUUUGUCCACCCUAUCAAUGAGAUUUACGAGAGCCGCCGAUUUCACCGCCGAGUGCAACAACUUGGGGAGCCGGUUGAUGAAUUUUUCACCGCGCUCAGGAAUCUUGUCAAGCGUUGUGGGUACAACAACGCCGAGAUCGAAGACCGCCUUGUGCGAGACAAGUUUGUCGUUGGAUUGCGGAAUGAGAAGCUAUCGGAUCAGUUGUGCCGAUGUACGAAACUUACAGCUGAGGAAGCGUUGUGCCAAGCGCGUGUUCAUGAAGAAGCCGAAAAAGAGCGUCUAUCCCGUGAAACUCCCAGCGAGAACGGGGCCUUUGACAGCUUAAACGUGGACGCGGCGCAACGCGCGAAGAACGCUUCAUCGCGUCGCAGCAAAUCUGUGCAGCCAACUCAGUCUACUUGCGAUUACUGCGGCCGUGGUCACCACUCUCGAAAAGAAUGCCCAGCUCGCAAAGCCACAUGCAAUUUCUGCAAGAAGCAAGGUCAUUUUAUUGCUGUUUGCCGGGCCAAGCAUCGGAAAGAGCUGUUAGGCUCAGUGGAACUUCACGCGCUCAGUACGCGUCGGGCACGAUAUGCCGACAUUCACGUGAAUGGUCACCUCGCACACUUCAAGAUAGACUCAGGGGCCGAAAUAACGGUGGUUUCACCUUCUUUUCCGGCAUUACCUACUGUUUUGGAUAAAGUGGACGCCGAGGUAUCCGGUCCUGGAAAUCAAAGGCUGCACGUUCUGGGAUCUUUCACUGCUACCUUGCAGUGGCGUAACAAAGUGUCUGUGCAAAGACUGUAUGUUAUCAAGAACCAGACGACACACCUCCUGGGAUUACCAGCAAUUGAAGACUUGGGCAUCGUUCAGUUUUUGGACUCUGUGGAUGGUAUUCCGUCAUCUCAAUCAAAAAUUUUUCGUGGGCUUGGCGAAGUACAGGAAGAAUACCACAUCCGCGUCGCUCAAGAUGCUCGUCCCUUUUCAUUAAGUGUUCCUCGACGAAUACCUCUGCCUCUGCUAGAGCAUGUGAAGAAGGAAUUGGAUGAAAUGGAAACCCAAGGAGUCAUUCGCAAGGUUGACACGCCUACCGCAUGGUGUUCAGGCCUCGUCGUCGUGCCGAAGUCGUCGGGCGGGUACAGGCUCUGUGUCGACUUGACGAAGCUUAACAAGGUUAUCCAGCGGGAACGCUACAUUCUGCCGACAGUUGAAGACAUCUUAGGUCAGCUUGGUGGGGCACAAAUUUUUUCCAAGCUCGAUGCAAGAUCCAGCUUCCACCAAAUAAAACUAACUCGUGAGAGUGAAGAACUGACGACAUUCAUCACACCUUUUGGCCGAUAUUGCUACAAGCGUCUUCCCUUUGGCAUUGCGACAGCACCCGAGUAUUUCCAACGCUUCAUGUCGAGACUGCUCGAAGGCAUCACCGGAGUCGUCAACAUGAUAGACGACAUACUCGUCUUUGGUAGGAACCAUCAAGAGCACGACCAGCGUCUAGCUGACGUCUUGGCACGGUUGACUCAAGCGGGUGUCACUCUUAAUGAAAAGAAGUGUCAGUUCAGGGUCUCUUCUGUCAAGUUCUUAGGAGUUGUCGUCAGCCAGCAAGGAAUUAGUCCAGACCCGGACAAAGUCAAGGCUAUCAUGGAUCUCCCACCACCAAUCGAUUAUCGGCUGACGCAAGCUCUCAUGGCCUUGGUGCCGUUUUACUCCAAGAUCAACCGUCAGGAAUUCGACGAGCAGUUGCCUAUGCUUCCAGAUCUCUCACUACUACAGAAGGACGCUACAGUCAAACGGAAAAGGAGUCUCUGGCUGUCACAUGGGCUGUCACCAGCCCAACGCAAGGACAUUCUCGCACUACUGCACGAAGGACAUCAAGGUGUCCGCCGCUGUCAAGUGCGCGCCCGCGAGUGCGUUUGGUGGCCCCAUUGCAGCCAGCAUAUUGAGGACCUUGUGGCUCAAUGUGCUAAGUGUGCUGAGACGCGAACCUUGCGUUCUGAGCCACUGUCACCAACGCCAACACCGGAACGACCAUGGCAACGCCUGGGAAUCGACUUGUUCCACCUGGAAGGACGCGACUACGUCCUCAUUGUCGACUACUACUCCCGAUUUCCAGAAAUAGUCACACUGGGAACUUCAUCAGCAAAAGCGGUUGUUGCUGCGGUCAAGAGUUGUUUUGCCCGUUUUGGGAUACCAGACGUUGUGCGGACGGACAAUGGACCUCAAUUCUCGUCCAAGGAGUUCGCCGACUUUGCAACGGCGUAUCGAUUCUGCCACGAGACCAGCAGCCCUCGAUACCCUCAGAGUAACGGAGAGGUAGAGCGCAUGGUGCGUACCGUGAAAGAUUUGCUGAAGAAAAGCCCGGAUCCGUACCUCGCUCUACUCGCAUACCGAGACACACCUGGAGUUUCGGGCGUCUCUCCAGCUCAGUUACUCAUGGGAAGGAGACUACAAACUCGUCUUCCGGUUCUGCCUGAACGACUUCUUCCGGCCUUACCCAAUCACGAGGAAUUUCAAGCACAGGAUACUGCGGCGAAGUUGAAACAGGCGAAGGACUACAAUAGCCGUCACAGUACUACUCCUCUGAUUUCUCUCAGUAUGGGGGAGGAUGUGUGGAUAAAGGAUUUAGGUUGCAGCGGUCGUGUCCUCAGCCCAGCUCAGCGACCAAGGUCAUAUGUGGUCGAGACUCAAAGUGGUGUUGUCCAGAGGAACCGUUGCCAUCUGGUGCCGUUUGUAGAUGACCAAAAUGUCCAACAGCAAGCAUCAAUGGCUUCAUCACCGACGCAUGGAACCUUGUCAUCAAAUCCGCCAAGAGACUCAGCCUCGACCUCAGCGUCGGAAUCAUUGUCUCCAAGUGCUUCAAGUGCUUCGUGCGCAUCACCUGUGCCGCCUGUGAAGAUGCCUCCCUCGCCUGAAGUGCAGACGCUACCGGUGCAAGCAAGUGCGCCUCAGUGUGAUGAACCUAAGCGUACGCGUUCUGGCCGUGCCGUGAAACCGCCGCGCAGGUUGAACAUGUAA
Messenger RNA from Rhipicephalus microplus (southern cattle tick), 3285 nucleotides. RefSeq lists its product as uncharacterized. Lineage: Eukaryota; Metazoa; Arthropoda; Arachnida; Ixodida; Ixodidae. The record is from RefSeq and is a predicted model, not a curated record.